AUCAUGAUUGUAAGUUUCCUGAGGCCUCCCAAGGUGUGCUUCCUGUGCAGCCUGUGAAAUGAUGGGAAGCUUGAACCUGGGGCCAAGAUAUCAAGAGUAGAGCAGCAGGACAUUUCAAAAGAAGAUUAAUCUCAAGGAUUAGAGAUGGAAGAACUUGCAAAGAGAAAGUCUAUACCAGAAGAAAUCUGGAAAUCUAGAGGCCAGUUUAAGAAUCAGCCGCUAAACAAGGGGAGUAAUCUAGGGUAGGAGAUAGCUACCUGCACAAAAAUUCCUACCAGAGAAAGAGAUGUAGAAUCUAAUGAAUUUGUGAGAAUUUUUACUAUAAGAUCAAUACUUGUUACAGAGCAGAGAGAUCCUAUAGAAUUGUCAUAAAUAUGGUAUGUGUUGAAAGACACACAAACAAAACUCAGAUUUAAUUAUACAAAGAAAGUAUGAUGGAAAAAAACCCUUGUAAAUAUAGUGAAUAUGGGAGAACCUUCAGAGGCCGUGUCUUGUUCAGCAUCAAAGAACUCAUUGUGGAGAGAGAGACCCUAUAAAUCUACUGAAUGUGGAAAGGGAUUUAAUCAGAGUUCCCACUUAAGAAAUCUUCAGAAAACUCAUAUAGGAGAAAAGCCCUACAAAUGCAGGAAGUGUGGGAAGGCCUUCAUUUAUUGCUCAGUUCUUAAUUCAACAUCAGAGAAUUCACAGUGGAGAGAGACCUUAUGAGUGUACUGAAUGUGGCAAGACAUUCAGUCGUAGUACACCUUACUCAGCAUCAAAGAAUUCACACCAGUGAGAAGCCCUGUAAAUGUCUUGAAUGUGGAAAGGCUUUUAAUCAGAACACACAUCUUACUCUACAUCAGAGAAUCCAUACUGGAGAGAAACCUUAUGAAUGCAAUGAAUGUGGUAGGUCCUUUAGUCAGAGUGCACAUCUUACUCAGCAUCAAAGAAUGCAUACAGGAGAAAAACCCUAUGAAUGUAAUGAAUGUGAGAAAGCCUUCCAUGAUCACUCAGCUCUUAUUCAACAUCAUAUUGUCCAUACUGCAGAGAAACCCUAUGAAUGUCAUGACUGUGGGAAAGCUUUCAGUUACUGUUCGGACCUCAUUCAACAUCAGAGAAUGCACACUGGAGAGAAACCAUGCAAAUGCAAUGAAUGUGGGAAUGCCUUUAGUGAUUAUUCAGCCCUUAUUCAGCAUCAUAGAACUCACACUGGAGAAAAGCCCUAUGACUGUAAUGAAUGUGAGAAAGCCUUUGGUAACUAUUCAGCUGUUAUUCGACAUCAAAGAACACAUACAGGAGAAAAGCCUUAUGAAUGUAAGCAAUGUGGAAAAGCCUUUAGCAGAAGCACAUACCUUACUCAACAUCGGAGAAGUCAUAUAGGAGAGAAACCAUAUAAAUGCAAUGAAUGUGAGAAAACUUUCAGCCAGAGUUCAUUCCUUACACAGCAUACGAGGGUUCAUACUGGAGAAAAACCCUACAAAUGUAAUGAAUGUGGAAAAGCUUUUAGUGACCGCUCAGGACAUAUUCAGAGAACUCACACUGGAGAGAAGCCCUGUGAAUGUAAUGACUGUGGGAAACCUUUGAGUUUCUGUUCACCCCUAAUUCAACGUAAGAGAAAUCAUACCAGAAAGAAGCCCUAUAAAUGCACUGACUGUGGAAAAGCCUUCAGUGAUCGGUUAGCACUUGUUCAACAUCAGAUAAAUCACACUGGAGAAAAUACCUAUAAAUGUACUGAAUGUGGAAAAGCAUUCAGUCAGAGUACACACCUCAAAAAUCACCAGAAAACUCAUACUAGUGAAAAAUCCUAUAAAUGUAAUGAAUGUAGAAAGGCAUUCAGUUAUUGCUCCGGUCUUAUUCAACAUCAGGUCAUUCAUACUGUAGAAAAACCUUAUGAAUGCAGUAAAUGUGGCAAAGCCUUUAGGCAGAGGACAGACCUUAAAAAACAUCAGAAAAUGCAUACUGAAGAGAAACCCUAUGAAUGUAAUGAAUGUGGGAAAGCCUUUAGCCAGAGCACAUAUCUUACAAAACACCAAAAAAUUCAUAAUGAAGAGAAAUCAAAUAUACAUACUGAGUGUGGGGAAACCAUUAGACAAAACUCUUCUUUUUUACAAUAAAAACUUCAUGCUGGAGAGAAAUUCUCUGAAUGCCUUAAGAAUUUGGUUAAUAUGGAGACCCUUCCCAGGGAAACAGAAGGAGGAUCAUGAAAACUGUUGACUGCUUAGAAUGAUCACAUGGUUUAGUGGAGAGAGCAUGUUUCUGGGUUUUAGAAGUCAUGGAUCUCAAUCACAGCUCUAUUACUAACUAGAUCUUUUACUUUGGGGUAAGUCACUUCAUAUCUUCAGGCCUUAAUUUCCUCAUCUGAAAAAUUGGAAGGCCUGAUUUGUUGAGCUUUAAGAUCCUCAAUUAUUACAUUUACUAGGAAUUCAAGUUUCUAUAGAUGUGGUUCAGAAUUGUGACUUAUUUAAUGUACAUCAGGUAUGACUCACAAGUGAGCUUGUAGUAGCUAUUAAGGAGUCAAUAAAGAUAU
Messenger RNA from Chlorocebus sabaeus (green monkey), 2506 nucleotides. RefSeq lists its product as uncharacterized. The record is from RefSeq and is a predicted model, not a curated record. Gene Ontology annotation, biological process: regulation of transcription by RNA polymerase II. NCBI's taxonomy places the organism in Eukaryota, Metazoa, Chordata, Mammalia, Primates, Cercopithecidae. Gene Ontology annotation, molecular function: RNA polymerase II cis-regulatory region sequence-specific DNA binding; DNA-binding transcription factor activity, RNA polymerase II-specific.